AUUAAAAUUAGCCAGUACGCAGAUGACACAACUUUCAUUCUUAACGGUACUAGAGAUUCAUUAUCCGCCACACUUAAGAUGAUCGAGACUUUUAGCAGUAUGUCUGGUCUCAGACUCAACAGUAAAAAGACUGAAGCUCUAUGGAUUGGAUCAAUGGCAGGAAAUAAGGAAAAACUUCUUCCCGAGAAGAAUUUUAAAUGGCCAGAAAACAAAGUUAAGGUCCUUGGCGUUUGGCUUUCUACCGAUCCUGAUAUCACAUUAAGCUUAAACUAUAGGGAAAAAGCGGACAAAAUUAAAAACAUAUUAAGCAAUUGGAAAUAUAGGCGGCUAACGUUACUCGGCAAAAUCCAAGUUAUUAAAAGCUUAGCGGCAUCUCAACUUACGUAUAUUUUAGCUCCGCUGCCGACAAAUCAUAAAAUUAUCAAAGAAAUAAACGAUCUUUUCUUCAGCUUUCUUUGGAACAAUAAGUGCGAUAAGAUUAAGCGAAGUGUCAUGACAAACGACUAUAACAAUGGAGGGUUAAAAAUGAUUGACAUCGCUUCAUUUACCAAAUCGCUCAAGACUGUUUGGAUCAAAAAAUACCUUGACGACUCUAACCGCGGAAAAUGGAAAUACUUUUUUGAAGUAGAACUUAAGAAGUACGGCGGCAAACUAGUCUUCACAUGUAAUUUACACAAACGUGACAUUUCAAAGUCGAUAUCGGUCCAAGACCCAUUUCUACAAGAAAUUUUAGAAAUAUGGUCAGAAAUUAAUUUUGAUGCUAAAAUCAAAACCGAGCAGCAAUUCCUUGAACAACAUAUAUGGCAUAAUUCGCUGAUUAGGAUCGAAAACAGACCGGUCUUCUACAAACAUCUUUUCCUGCAUGGAAUCACUAAGGUAGCCCACUUAAUGACAGACUCGCGGAAUUUUCUCCCCCUAGCAGAUUUUAUCAGCACUUACAAAAUACAAAUACAACCCAUAAAGUACUUCGGCUUAAUUUCUGCCCUUCGACACCAUUAUAAGACUAACUUUCUUAGUAAAGAACCCAGUAGCACAGACAUUCCCAAUACCUCCUCCGGGACCUUCUCCGAGACUUUUUUCAAGAACGAUAAAGUGAACAGAGUUGUAUACCAGAAGCUCCUCUCUUCCAAAAGCACCGUACCUGUUAAGAGCCAAGAGAAAUGGAAUGACAGCAUUAAAUCCGACCAAAGAUGCUCUGCUGACUGGACCAGCGCCUAUUGUCUGGCAGCUAGGUGCACAAAAAGCACAAAACUUGUAAACUUUCAAUUUAGAUUCCUUCACCGAAUUUUACCAACGAACCUUUUCCUAACAAAAAUUGAUAUAAAGCAGGACCCGAACUGCUCUUUCUGUACCAUCCAUCCCGAAAACCUAAUCCACCUCUUCUGGAACUGUACAAUAGUAGCCACCUUUUGGGAAAAUUUGACUGAAAAACUAAAGCAGAUCAAUUUAAUAACGAUAGAUUAUCCAAAAUACACUGCUGUAUAUCUGGGCCUGAAACCAGACACCUCCAAGUUUUCACUUCAACUAAAUUUCGGCCUUCUCCUGGCAAGAUAUUAUAUAUGGAGCUGCAGGGUCAACCAGAAAAUUCCGAAUUUAACAACUUUUCUUAUGUCCCUUAAAUCGCAGUUUUACAUAGAGUCCAACAACAUUGAUGCAACUUCUAAGAAAUGGAAUCGUUUACGUCCACUUCUCAACAUUACAUAGCUUUUGGUAAAAUAAAAGCUUUCCUAUUUAUCCAUUUUCUGUAAAUGAACCAAGGCCAAAGUGCAAUUGAGAGCUAGAC
Molecule: messenger RNA, 1783 nt
Organism: Porites evermanni
Lineage: Eukaryota; Metazoa; Cnidaria; Anthozoa; Scleractinia; Poritidae
Source: the annotation of a GenBank genome assembly